Molecule: messenger RNA, 2388 nt
Organism: Aspergillus calidoustus
Lineage: Eukaryota; Fungi; Ascomycota; Eurotiomycetes; Eurotiales; Aspergillaceae
Source: the annotation of a GenBank genome assembly
AUGGCUACUGACUGGCAAUCAGAGUGCAUGGUAUCUCAGAAUCAAGCAGCUCUGGAGAGCGUAGGGGCCCUUUCAGACCGUGCUCUGCAGAAUACGUCUGGGAACGUACAGGCGUACUCUGACGGCUUUGCUCACAAUGAUGCUGCCGGACGCGAUGACCACCUUCAGCAGUUUACUCUGAAGUACCCUCACCCUCCGGUACCAAGUCAUCCACUGCCCACUGCUACCACUAGCCUGUAUCAUCCGCAGCUGUUGAGCCACCGGUACCAGGUCAAGAAGCUGCGACGGCUGCAGUCGAAUGGCUCAUCAUUUGCUGGUUCUCGAAGGAACAGGAGUUACCUGAAGUCACAAAAGUAUUUGGAGUAUAGGGCCAGACCACGCCGGGAUACUGGCAAAGAUGGGGAGCCAGUGUGGUCCGACGAGCUGGAAGACGCGUUUCAACAAGCCCUCGAGGCAAACCCACCCAUGGGCAGGAGAAAGUGGUCCGAACGUGGAAAGUCAUACGGCCGGAACGAACUAAUUGCGGAAUACAUUCAUAAGUUGACCGGCAAGCGGAGGACAAGGAAGCAAGUUUCGAGUCACUUGCAAGUUCUUGAUUCGUUCCUCAAGGGUGACCCAGACUGGGAAAGACUUGUUCGAGAACAACCGACAGAUCGCUCCAGCAGCCAGACUCAACCGGUUGGCCCAAGAUGGAGGACAUCGAUGGAUCACUUACCUUCGAGUCACUACAGCAACCAUCUCAGCGCUUCAUACCCUGAACCUCUGAGGUUGAUACCGCCUUAUUCUACAGAGCUGCAUCUACCGCAUUACACUUCCACGCCCACUCACCACGACACAAACAUCAAUGCUGUUCAAGGGCUUAGCUUUGACAUGUGGGUCAGUGCACCGCACAAGCCAGAUCGAAUUGACGAUGCUUUCCAUGUGUAUACCCGACUUCAGGGGGACCAACGACAAGCGCCUAUGCCCUUGGAAGAGGUUAAGAAUUGGCGAACAUCUUUUCCAUACUUGAACACGUCGUUGUCAGACAUAACCGAUCCCUUGAAUUGCGAGAUCAUUCUCCUUGAGGCGAACCUCGAGUUGAUGGACGACUUUCCUCCGAUGGGCUCGAGGCUAGGAAUUCACUUGGAACUCGACAUUGCCAAUCCAACGUCCGGAAGCGCGCCAAUGAUCAAUCAGAUGGAGAACUGGACGUGCAGCACUUACAUCUACGAGGAUGGCCGAAGAACAAUGGAAGCAUAUCACAACCUCACCAAGCCUCAUACAACCAAGGUCAAGCCGCCAUUCGAGUCGUCAUGGUGGGCAAAGAGCUUCACGAGGCUUACACAGGACAAGCGAGAGGCUGAGAACUCCGGGCAUCACCACGCUGCUGAAGAGCGUAACCGGAGGUACUUUCAUACCCUGACUGCAGUGCAGGAGAUCCGUGCCAGCGACCCACCGAGUCUGCGCAGGCUGCAGAACCAAUACUCGGGCUCCUCAGGCGAAGAAAGCAGGAGAAUGGCCAUCGUUCUCUGGAAGUUCCGGCAGACACGGCCAAAUGAGGUCGGCACCACCACAUGGCGGAAGUUGAUUACUUCUCCGGACCGGACUUUGACCAACAGCCCCAGGCCAACGAACGCGAUUGACCUUCCUCCUCUUUCCUUGGAGUCAAUCUUGAUGAGCAAGCCCCCCUCCAGCUUGUACCAGGCGCCGCAGGCUCACGAUCUAUUGCAACACACUGCCCCCUCCCAACAACACUGGCCGUUGUAUCAGCCUUCCCAUGACCAUGUUGCUAGCCUAUAUAACUCAGCUGGCGCCUUCGAUUUCCUGAACAGCAUCACCAGAGCUGACGAUGGCUCAUCCGAGAAGACAGCCUCGGCCUCUGUGCUCGAUCCCUUCCCCAACCUGCAGCAGCAGACAACCAGCCAAUCCACCAGCCUCAACGUCUCCAGUGGUGGCCCCGUGAUGCUCCAGAUCCCUGAUUUGUCUCUCCCGCAUACAAGUCUUGGGACCUAUGGGCUCGCUCAUGAGAGCCAUUAUGUGCCAUCGCAUCACCAUGGAGGAAGCUUGCAUGACACAGGCGGCGGCAAUGCACUGAGUGGAUAUUUCGUACCCAGCAGUCAGUCACUCGAUGAAAUCACCCAGAGCCAUGCAGCUUGGUCUGCUCCUAGUACAACGAUUCCUGGAGACACCAGCGGCAAUAACUACCACCAUCUUCCGUUUACAUCAUCUGAUCAUUCAGUUGCGGUAUCUCGGGAAUCGCACCAGAGUAACAGUUUCGAGGGGCUAUUGCCGCCGGACGAUUUGGUCGGUCUUGUGGGAGGGAUGUCUGGGGAUCCUGGUAUGAACGGGGCGGGCCCCGAGCAUACUACAACGUCGGCAUAUGAACAUACUGCGGUCGAGGCUGUAUAA